CCCUCGCCGAGUGGUCCGCAGCGUUUCAGAAGGCCCCCUCGUCCCACUACUUUCUUUCACCGCACCUGUCGUUUCGAUCCCCAAAAUUGUCGUUUUGGGUUUAUUUAUUUUUUAAUAUUAUCACCAAUUAAAAAUUUCCUUAUUUUUUCUCCCCCGCAACAGAGACUUUUUCCCCCAUCCCGCUGGCGGCGCACUUCUCAGAGCCGACCGUCACUCUCAUCACCGGUGAGGCUAACGUGCGCACCUCACUCUCUUCUUCUUCUUCUCACCAAUUCUUGAAUGCCGCCAUAGACGAGCUUCUUCAAGGUCUUCACGAGUGUAGGGUCUUUUUGGAUUAACUUCGAAUUUUGUGGAGCACAGCCGCGAAUGGUUGUGGAAUUAUAAUCCGUACGGGAUUUUUGAGUUUUAGGUUCUUGAUGAUUGAGAGGUGUGAACGAUGGGAUGUGUUUCAGAUUAUUUCUUGAUUGCUUGUUUUCUCAAGCUGGGUUAGGGUUACACCAUCGAGAUUUGCUGGUUAUUUAUUGAAUGUGGGGUUAGGAAGAUGGAUGUAGACAAUAAGAAGUCUGGUUUUAGGAAAAGAACGAAGCCAAAGGAUGAUGGGUUUGACUCAGAUGAUGAUGAGCCAAUUGGCUCUCUGCUGAAGUUAAAGAGAUCUCGAAACUCUAAGAAGACUAAGUUGGGUGUAGAUGAUGGCGGUGAAAGGGACAAGAUGGUUGACAAGAAUGGAGCAAAAUUGCCAGUGCAAGAGGACUUUGGGGGAAUGGAUGAUACUUUAGCUAGUUUCAGAAAGAAGUUGAGGCGUCCCAAAAAGGUUAGUGGACCUGGAAUUGCCAGGGAGCAGAAUUCUUCCCUAAGUAUGACAGAAUCUUUGGAUUCAUUAUCUAAUACAUCCAGAGGACAAGGGGAUUUAGACACAAGAUUGAGACCAGAAAAUGGUGAAUUAAUGGAUCAUGAAGAGUCUGAUCCAACUGCAAAGAUUGAUGUAGAAACGAGGUGUGAAGCACCCAAUUUGGAAUUAAAAGACAUGGAGAUGGGUAUCUCAAGUAGGAGAAGUGCUAAUUUCUCUUUCGAUAAACAGUUGGACGAUUCAUUGUCUGCAUUUGUCCAAAAGGUUCAAUCUGGUUCAACUAGGAAAUCAUUGGUAUCUACAACAUUUAAAUCGGACUUCAAGGAUGAGGCUUCUGAAGAUAAUUUGAGUCCUUUUUCUAGAGCACUUUCUGGGGAUCGUGAAACACACUCCAUUGUGAGUUCUAAUUCUUCAGCUAAGCUGCCACAAGAAGUCAAAAAACCAGAUUCUGAACUUACUACAUCAUAUUUAAUUUCCUGUUCGCAUUGCACCAAAGAGAAUUGUAAUCCUGGUCGAGGACAACGCCAUCAAGGGGUCGAACGUCACCAAGAAGAGUAUCAAUGCUGUCUCAAUAAUCAUGAGAAUCCUGACAUGAGACCAGGCAUAUCAAAUGAAGUUGCUGAUGAAGAUAGCAAAAACUUCAGUCAUUUUAGGGACAAUUUCCGGGCUCUGGAAAGAAAGGCAUCCUGUGAAAUCAAGAGUGUAGUAAAACAUUGUUCUUGUGGUGAUACAAUGAUGAAUAGCCAUUUGCCCGAAAUGGGUUCUUUUGAGGAUGGGCUAGGUGAAAAUCAACUCAAUGAAAGUAUGUGCAGUACUUGUCGUCCUCUAGAACAGGUAAAUGAAAGCCAUGGUCAUUGUGGGGGUGUUUCCAGCGGAGAUUUUUGUGAUGUGGUGGCCCAAGAGACCACAGUCACUUUGUCUAAAACAACUCUAGGUGUAGAUUGCGAGGGAAAAGAACUGUUACUUGUUAUACAUCAUGAUGAAUUGCCAAACUCUACCAAUUUCUGUGAAAGUUCUUCCAAAGAAAUCUGUCUAUCUACUCAAAAUUUGAAGAUUUCUGAACAAUCAUUAGACAGAACAACACUCUCCAAUCUUCAGUUAUCUGCACGUUUCGAUUCAACGAAAGCGGAUAAAACUUGCAGUGACUCUGAUAAUUUAAAUACUGGAACUGACGAGCCUAAUAAUGAAUGUGGUUCUAUGCAGAAAGAAAAUGCUCUGAUCUCUAAUAGGAUUUCAGAUUCAACUGCUGUUCAAUCUCACAUAUCCCAAAAAUCUAGGGCAACUGCUUCUGGACCAAAUUAUCCAGAGAUUUGUCCUAGUGGAAAUUUCAGCAUGGUAUCAGAUGGUCAACCGGCCAAGGCUUUGGUGGAGAUAGAUGGUCCAAAUAAUAUACUUACUGGUAAAGAGGUUAAGGUAUCUUCUCUUGGAUCUUUCACUCCAGAUGAUAAUGACCUUGAGGAUGUAAUAUCUGCUCCUGGUAGUGAAAAAGAUUUAAAGCUUUCAGCUUUACAACGUGUAACACGCAAGACAAAGAAGCCUAGGCAUGAUGACAUGGCUUAUGAAGGAGAUAUUGAUUGGGAGGUUUUGAUUAGUGAGCGUGCAGUUGAUGGCGACCAUUCUUUCAGAUCAAGAAAGGAAUCUACAUCAACAACUUUUACAGAGGCUGAAACUGGUGGUAGAGCUGCAGUGUCUGCAGGGCUUAAGGCACAUGCAGUUGGUCUACUUGAGAAGAUUAAAUUUAAGGAUGUGCUAAAGCGCAAAGGUGGACUUCAAGAGUACAUAGCAUGCAGGAAUCAGAUCCUGGGCCUUUGGUGUAAAGAUGUUACACGCAUUUUGCAUCUCGCUGACUGUGGGGUCACUGAUACUCCCUCUAUGGAUGAACCGCCACGUUUUCCCCUUAUUAGGGAGAUCUAUGCAUUUCUUAACCUACGUGGUUAUAUAAAUGCGGGGAUUGCUUCUGAGAAAGCCAAAUCAGAAUCUGACGUUAAAUAUGAUUAUGAACCGGUAGAAAAGAAGGUUGUAGACGUUAGUGUUGCUUCAGCUGCUGAUUCUGAGGAAGGGGUUUCUGCCAUGGUAAAAAAUUAUGAUGCUUCUAAUGCAGAGAACGAUGUUUCAGCUGGCUGUGAAAUAAUAUUGGAAGAUGCUGAAGGAAGAGAUCCUGUGAUUGCAAAUAAUUUGGGUUUACCAAAACCAGUGGAACAUGAACAAGAAUUGGUACAUGUCUUGGAGUAUGGUACUCCUGAUCCCAUACCGGUAAAACUGGUAGGUGAUGUUCCGGGUAAAGCUGCCUCACAUUUAACUAAUCAUUCAAGAAAUGGUUGGCACCCAAUCCACUCCUCUGAUGAAUGUGUAGGAGGUGAUCAACAACAGCUGAGUAAUUCUGAAGUCAGAAAGAAAGUAAUUGUUAUUGGAGCUGGUCCUGCUGGCUUAACUGCUGCAAAGCACUUGCAUCGUCAGGGCUUUGGUGUCACCGUACUUGAAGCCAGGAAUAGGUUAGGAGGUCGUGUUCAUACAGACCGUUCCUCUCUUUCUGUUCCUGUAGAUCUUGGUGCAAGUAUUAUUACAGGAGUAGAGGCUGAUGUUGCAACCGAAAGAAGACCUGAUCCUUCCUCCUUGAUUUGCACUCAAUUGGGCCUGGAGUUGACUGUAUUAAAUAGUGACUGUCCCCUCUAUGACAUCAUUACACGCAAAAAAGUUCCAGUAGACAUGGAUGAAGCUUUGGAAGCAGAAUAUAAUAGUCUGCUUGAUGACAUGGUGUUGCUUGUUGCACAAAGAGGGGAGCAUGCAAUGGCCAUGUCUCUCGAGGAGGGUUUAGAAUAUGCCCUUAAGCGACGACGCAUGGCUCGAGGAAUGGAUGUUUGUUCUGAUGAAGAAGUUUUGAGUCCCUUUGAGAGGAGAGUGAUGAAUUGGCAUUUUGCUAACUUGGAGUAUGGUUGUGCUGCUAUGCUCAAGAAAGUGUCUCUUCCUAAUUGGAAUCAGGAUGAUCUUUAUGGAGGUUUUGGAGGAGCUCAUUGUAUGAUUAAAGGGGGUUAUAGCACAGUUGUUGAGUCUCUUGGUGGAGGACUCGAUGUUCACCUAAAUCAUGUUGUGGCUGAUAUUUCUUACAGCACCAGUGACAUCGGGUUUAAUGGGAAUCAGUGUGCAAAGGUAAAAGUUUCCACAACCAAUGGUUGUGUGUUUCUAGGAGAUGCUGUCCUUAUUACUGUGCCUCUUGGGUGCUUGAAAGCAGAAACUAUUAAGUUUUCUCCACCAUUGCCUGAAUGGAAGCGUCUGUCCAUUCAGCGCCUUGGGUUUGGAGUUCUUAACAAAAUAGUUCUUGAAUUUCCAGAAGUUUUCUGGGACGACUCUGUGGAUUAUUUUGGGGCAACUGCAGAGGAAACAAAGUGGAGGGGGCAGUGUUUCAUGUUUUGGAAUGUAAGAAAAACAGUUGGUGCUCCGGUUCUCAUAGCACUGGUGGUUGGUCAGGCGGCCGUGGAGAGGCAAUAUAUGAACUCUUCAGAUAAUGUAAGCCAUGCGUUAAUGGUCCUUCGCAAACUUUUUGGAGAAGCUAUGGUACCUGAUCCAGUUGCAUCUGUCGUAACUGAUUGGGGAAGAGAUCCGUUUAGCUAUGGUGCUUACUCAUAUGUUGCUGUUGGAGCGUCUGGAGAGGACUAUGACAUUUUAGCAAGACCUGUUGGAAACUGUUUGUUUUUUGCUGGUGAAGCUACUUGCAAGGAGCAUCCUGACACUGUUGGGGGUGCAAUGAUGAGUGGGCUAAGAGAGGCCGUACGCAUGAUUGAUGUAUUGAGUGAUGGUUAUGAUUUCACAGCAGAAGUAGAGGCAAUGGAAGCUGCUCAGAGGCAGUCCGAGUGUGAGAAUGAUGAAGUUGGGGACAUAAUUACAAGACUCGAUGCUGUUAAGCUUUCUGAUGCUUUUUACAAAAAUUCUUUGGAUGGUGCCAGGAUUUUGACCACAGAAGCUUUACUACAAGAUUUGUUUUUUAAUGCAAAAACAACAGCUGGGAGAUUGCAUGUGGCAAAAGAGUUGCUGAAUCUCCCUGCUGACACGUUGAAGUCCUUUGCAGGGACCAAAGAAGGUCUUACAGUUCUCAACUCAUGGAUUUUGGACUCAAUGGGGAAGGAUGGGACUCAACUUCUUCGGCAAUGUGUUCGUAUUCUUGUGCUAGUUUCAACAGAUCUACUUGCAGUUCGCUUAUCAGGCAUAGGUAAAACCGUGAAAGAAAAGGUAUGUGUGCAUACAAGCCGUGACAUCCGUGCCAUUGCGAGUCAGUUGGUUAGUGUUUGGCUUGAAGUUUUCCGUAAAGAAAAGGCUGCUAAUGGGGGGUUAAAACUCUCCAAGUCUGUUUCUGCUGUUGAAUUAUUGAAGAGGAAAUCUAAUAAAGAUUCUUCUUCUGGGAAACCUCCUUUGCAUGCAAACAACAGCACGCUGGAUAGUAGGGGCAAUUUGCUGACUUCUGCAUCAGCUGCAAUUCCCUUGCAGUCUGAUGUCAAUAUGAAAAACGAUAAUAGCAAACAAUUGAAAUUAGAAAUGGAAAAUUCAUCAAAAUCAGAUAUCAGUUCAUCAAGGUCAAGGGGUUCAUUCGGAAAGCAGGAUGCAGAGAUGGAAGACAACAACAUUGCUAUGACAGAAGAGGAGGAGGCUGCAUUUGCUGCUGCUGAGGCAGCACGAGCAGCUGCACUUGCAGCUGCGAAGGCAUAUGCAUCUUCUGAAGCCAAGAGCGCAAUGCAGCUCCCAAAAAUCCCCUCCUUUCACAAAUUUGCUAGACGGGAGCAUUAUGCUCAAAUGGAUGAGUGCGAGUAUAAAAAGAAGUUGUCUGGCAGUGUGCUAGGAAGACAAGAUUGUAUAUCUGAAAUAGAUUCUAGAAAUUGCAGGGUCAGGAACUGGUCUGUGGAAUUUUCUGCUGCUUGUGUUAAUCUUGAAAGUUCACGAAUGUCUGCAGAUAACCUUUCGCAAAGAAGCCAUUCGAAUGAGAUUGUUACCCAAUUGAACUUCAGGGAGCACUCUGGUGAAAGUGCUCCUGUGGAUAGUAGUAUAUACACGAAAGCAUGGGUUGAUACAGCUGGUAGUGUUGGAAUGAAAGAUUAUCAUGCUAUUGAGAGAUGGCGCACUCAAGCAGCUGCAGCUCAUGUAAAUGAUGAGGAGGAUUCAAACACAAAUUGGCAUAAACCCACUUGGAAUAAUGAUCAAGUAGCGAAUGAGAGCUCAAUAUCACAAGUGACGAUCAAUAAGGAGCCUAUAAGAAACCAUCAUCGUGGGGCUGACAGAAUUAAGCAGGCUGUAGUUGAUUAUGUUGCAUCACUCUUGAUGCCCCUUUACAAAGCAAGGAAAAUUGACAAGGAUGGAUACAAGUCAAUUAUGAAGAAAAGUGCAACAAAGGUCAUGGAACAGGCCACUGAUGCAGAGAAAGGCAUGACUGUUUCUGAGUUUCUUGAUUUCAAACGUAGGAACAAGAUUCGUGCCUUUGUAGACAAAUUAAUAGAGAGGCAUAUGGCUAUGAAGCCUGUAGUGAAGUCAUGACUACAGUCCCAAGGAUUUGCUGUCAUUUUAUUGGUCAAUAAUGAAGCCGUGAUGGUCCCAAGGAUCAAAUGGCUUUCUUGGCGAGCUUCUCGUGAGGACACAAUUACGGAUUAUUCAUUUUAGUCUGGGAAGACACCAAGGUAUAUGUUGGCAUGAAAGCCUUCAUAAUUUGACGCCUGUAUUACAUUUCCAGUGCACCUUAAUUUCUGGAGCUGCAAUAGAGUAAUAUGACAUUUCUGCUUGUGCGUUGUGGAGUUUCCCAUGAUCUGCCAAGAUUUUGGUUCGUGCUGUCAGAUAUGAUUAUAACUGGUACUGGUGUUGAAUGCAAUAUUGAUUGGUAUCGAACUGCAGCCCGAUUCUGCAUAAUUCUUUUGGCAUGGCUUAAGUUUAUGCCACUCAUCGGGGCCACUCCAGGUGUCAUUUUCUUGCUCAUUUGGGUUAUGAGCGCCUGUUGAAGAAAACAUCACAUUGUACUAUAAGGGUGCAAGAUCAAGCCCUUCAGUUUUUAGCGAUGGACUGUAGGUUAUGUUUCAUUUUCUUUUCUUCCUUUUCCCUCUCCACCUGUACAGCUUAGAAUUAUUUCAUUGACGACAAUCACACAGUAAUUUUCAUUUAUUUGCAAAAAUUUCUCAAUCUUUGAGAUUGAAUAUUGUAAUUUACCUGUCUUUCUUUCCCAUAGAUUAACUAAAGGUGCCGUGGAGGCCAUUUUUCCUUUCUAAUGGAUACUCUUUCCCAUCAAACGUUAUUGUUAA
Benincasa hispida (wax gourd) is the source of this 7116-nucleotide messenger RNA. RefSeq names its product LSD1-like 3 (gene LDL3). The record is from RefSeq and is a predicted model, not a curated record. NCBI's taxonomy places the organism in Eukaryota, Viridiplantae, Streptophyta, Magnoliopsida, Cucurbitales, Cucurbitaceae. Gene Ontology annotation, molecular function: oxidoreductase activity; protein binding.